AAAAAACUAGAAUGGAGAAUAAUCAAUCAAAUAACAAAACAUCUAAAGAAACACCAUGUUAUAAAGAACAAUGUGCAAUACAAAAAAAAAAAAAAUGUAAAAAUUUUCAAUAUUUAUGGAACACUGAUAACAAAUCUUUUGGUACAUCUAAUGAACAAAAUUUGUCUAAUAGUUCAGCAAAGUUGCAAGAAAAUUGUCAUCGAGAUGCAGAAGAACUAACUACACCUAAAAAAAUGUUAAAACAAAUAAAAGUUUCUGAAUUAUUAAGUGAACUCUCACUAAAACCUACAAAAAAAAAGAUGGACGACUAUAAAUUUUGGAAUACACAACCAGUAUCUUCUUUUGAUGAGAAAAUUACAAAAGAAGGUCCUAUUGAUGAUAGUAAAGAUCUUGAAAAAGUUAAUAAAGAGCCAUAUAUGCUUUUAAAAGAGUUCGAAUGGACUACUCUAGAUCUUGAUGAUAGAAAAGAGUUAACAGAGCUAUACCAACUUCUUACAAAUAAUUACGUUGAAGAUGAUGAUUCAAUGUUUCGAUUUGAUUACUCAACAUCAUUUUUAACAUGGGCAAUGAAACCACCUGGAUUUUAUAAAAACUGGCAUGUUGGAGUACGUGUCAGUGCAUCUCAAAAACUAGUUGCUUUUAUUUCAGGAAUACCUAUUUCUCUACGUAUCAGAGAUCAUAUUAUAAACUGCAGCGAAAUAAACUUUCUAUGUAUACAUAAGAAACUUAGAUCAAAAAGAUUAGCACCUAUUUUAAUAAAAGAAAUAACUAGGCGCUGUAAUCUUUUAGGCAUUUGGCAGGCCAUAUAUACAGCAGGAAUUAUACUUCCUAGUCCUAUAUCUUCAUGCCAAUAUUAUCAUCGCAGUCUUAAUUGGCAAAAAUUAUAUAAUAUAGGAUUUUCUCCCUUACCUAGAGACUCUACAAUAACACGACAAAUUCAAAAAUUUAAACUUCCACAAGACACAUCAACUCCUGGUUUAAGGCCUGCAACAAUUGAUGAUCUUGAACAAAUCUCAAAAUUAUUAAAAUCUUUUUUAAAAAAAUUUGACCUUUCUCAAAUGUUUUCUGACGAUGAAAUAAAACAUUGGCUUAUUCCAAGUAAGGAAGAAAACGAAGAUGGAAAAACACUCUUUUCAUAUGUUGUUGAAGAUCCUUCAACAGGAAAAAUAACCGAUUUUUUUUCAUUUUAUUCUCUCCCUUCUAGUAUUAUUUCAAAUACAAAGUACAAAACUCUUAAUGCAGCAUAUCUAUUUUAUUAUGCAUUAGAAUGCGGUGUUAAAAAAAAUAUGAAUCAAAUUGAAUUUAAAACAUAUGUCGAUAGAUUAAAUCUUUUAAUGAAAGACUGCUUAAUUAUUGCAAAAAAUUUUAAUUUCGACGUUUUUAAUGCACUGACACUAAUGGAUAACCCAUUUUUCCUUGAAAAUCAAAAAUUUGGUCCAGGAGACGGGAAACUAAAUUAUUAUUUAUUCAAUUAUCGUGCAAAAUAUAUAAAUUCCGGUAUAACAGAAACAGGAGAACUAGAUGUUAAAAAUGGAUCUUCUAUAGGUAUUGUUAUGUUAUAGUGAAAUAUCAUUUGUGCCCUAUUAAUUAACGAUUGUUACUUAAUAGAUUAAAAUAUUAUCACUAAAAAAAUUAUAAUGAAAGAUACUUCUUUAAAAGAUUUAUAUCUUUUUUUUAUGUACAUCAUUUUAUUGUAUAAAUUCAAA
This is a messenger RNA of Pneumocystis murina B123, 1706 nucleotides long. RefSeq lists its product as hypothetical. The record is from RefSeq and is a predicted model, not a curated record. Gene Ontology annotation, biological process: N-terminal peptidyl-glycine N-myristoylation. Gene Ontology annotation, molecular function: glycylpeptide N-tetradecanoyltransferase activity. Lineage: Eukaryota; Fungi; Ascomycota; Pneumocystomycetes; Pneumocystales; Pneumocystaceae. Bases 12 to 1562 code for a protein of 516 amino acids. The transcript has 7 exons. Gene Ontology annotation, cellular component: cytoplasm.